This is a messenger RNA of Schistosoma rodhaini, 2717 nucleotides long. Lineage: Eukaryota; Metazoa; Platyhelminthes; Trematoda; Strigeidida; Schistosomatidae. The record is from the annotation of a GenBank genome assembly.
CUAUCCUUAUUACUGAAGACUGAAGACUGAAUCCGUCGUCUUCAAGGUGAAAAGUAGUUACACAUAAAGCGCGUUUUAGAAUUGCGUAGAAACCCAAUGUUACAUAAGGUCGUUGUCCUAAGAUGAUAUAGCUACUAAAUAUAAUCAGAAGAAAAGUUCAUUUAACUGGAGACUACAUUGUUAAGUAUCAAGAAGGUCAGCCGUUAAAAUGAUUUUAAAUGUUAUAUACUUCAGAUAACAUUACAUCCAGAUGUGUAACUUAUUGCCGAAUUAUCAAGUCACAGCAGAUUGUAGUGAGGCCUAUGAAACAGACUCAGAUUUCUCAUAUUCCGAAGACAAAGAUCUUAAGAGUUCUAAAGCUCCGAAGCAGAAAUCUAAACAAAACAAAGGAUAUAAUCCAAGCACUAAAUCAUCAUUGAAGAAUAUCAGCUACAAAUCAAAACUAUCACAGCAUAAUCCAACAAUAAAACCUUCAUCUCAGUCAAGAUUUGAUCAUAUAUCAUCAACAUCUUCAUCGAAGAAGCCAAAUAUCAACAAUAAAUUCUCAUCAGGAUUUCUGGAAAGAUGGGAAUCAAAUCAACUAGCGUUAGCUAAUGCAAACAGUUUGAUUGUUCAAUUGAAUAAAGAAUUGAAAGAUUGUAAAUUAGAAUUAAAAACUUUACAAAGACAAUAUAAAAUGCAGGCUGUACGACUGGAUAAAGCUAUAGGACAAGAAGCUGAUAUGCCACAAAUUGUUGAUCGUUUAAAUUCAGAAAUACGUACAUUACAAAUUCGAUUACGUGAUAAAACAUUACAAUCAAGUGCGGAUCAAAGAAAAAUUAGUGAAUUACAACAGCGGAUUUAUUUAUUAGAGAAAACAUUUGAUGAAAAAACUAAUCAAUCUCAAUACACUGAUGAAGGUUCAGUGAUAUCACACAAACGAAACAAUAAAACUCAUGAUAUAUCUAUAGAAUUACAAGAAGAAAAGAAGAAAAAUUCGCAAUUAAAGCAUCAAUUAGAUUUACUAACAAAAAGUCACAAACAACAAAUCAAUAUGAAUAAUGAAAAACUUCGAAGUUUACAACAAGAAUAUCGACAUUUAGAAGCUAAACUUUAUGAGAAAACUCAGCAACUCCAGGAGAAAACAAAAUUACUUGAGUUACAGAAUGUUUAUAGCCAUCGUAUCCCAAGAAAAAAUAUCACUGUGGGUCAUUUACCCACUUUAUCAUUCACGUGUUCUACAAAUGAUAUUGAUAACUAUAUUGAUGAUAAUAAAGAAGAAAUACAAAAAUCCAAUAAUCAAUUAAUAGAUCAAAAUAAAUGUAACUCUGGUGAUAAACAUUCAUCUAUGCUACCGCAAAUAAAUGCUAAUGAUUACAAUCACAAUAAAAUCAAUGUCGAUGUUUCAUCAUCAUCCCAAAAUGUCGACAGAUGUGACCGAUUACAGCAAUUGCCUAAUAUACAGAAUGAUAUGGAAUCUAAUUUAGAAGCAAAUCAAUUGAUGAUGAUGAAUGGAAAAGUGAGAAAACUAUCAAAUCAUGAACAUGUUCUAGAAUAUAAAAAAGAAAAUUCAUCUCAAGAAGUUAUUCAGAAUCACCAAACAAAUGAAUCCAAUCUUCAAAGCAAUAAAGUAAAUAAUAACAAUGAUACCGAAGUGAAGUCAAUGAAUGGAUUAACCGGAAAACUGCAAAAUAAUGAUCUUCCCAUUAAUCAUAAUGAAAUGAGUAAAAAUAAUCAUUCAAUUCAACUUGAUUCAAACUCUAAAGAAAAUGAAUUAACUUAUGAAAAUCAUAUAUAUACUACUACUAAAAUGAAUCAUGAAAGUAAUACAGAUAGGAAAAACAUAAAAGAAAUGACUAAAAAUGAAAUCGAAGAAAGAAAAUAUAAAAACCAUUUAGUACAAACCCUUCAAGAAAUCGAUAAAAAAGAAAUAAACAAUAAACAUUAUGAAAAUCAUAUUUCAUCACAAUCAAACUUAUUACAUAAUCCCAUUAACAAUUCAGUUAUGAAUAAUACUGGAAAGACAAGAGAAGAAGAACUAUGGAAUGACUUAUUUGGAUCGAUAAAGGAUAAGGUCCAUGAAACAUCGGAAGUGAUAAAUCAACAUCAACCUUCUAAUGAUGAAAUCCUAUUGAAAAACAAUUAUAACAUUGUCAAUGAAUAUACACACAAUUCAAACUAUAAAACAGGAAUUAAUCAAGAAAAUAACAAUGAUAAUGAUAAAAAUCAUUUAUUCACUUCAAAAAGUCCAUCAUGGUUAACAUUUCAUAAAACAGUUAAUCAACUAUCAAAUGAAUUCAACAUGACUGAUAAUAGAAACUCAUUGAAUAAUAUUGAACAUAGAACUUUUAAUAAUAAUCGAUUCAAUCAUAUCACUACUUCUCAAUUAGAUAAUAUUGAUACUGAUAUCGAAGUAUUACAAAUUUGAUCAUGGAAACGGAUACAAUAAUCGUCUGUUUACUUAUUAUCAGUAUUAUUCAAAAUGAUGUCGAUUAUCAUAGUAAAAGGAUUGUUAUUAUUCCAUGAAUCCAUAUAUGUAAUUCGUUAAUUAUUCGUAAUAUAUUGACUGUAUUUAGGCAUACUUCUGUUACAAAUGUUGGAUAUUGAUGAACAUGGUUAUGAUAUUAUUUAAAAACGGUGUACUUUUUAUGCAUAAAUUUAUACAAAUGUGUUUCUAUGUGAAUAAUUUGUCUUCAUUAAAAAGUAGGCUCCAAAUAAAUUGUUUGUAAAUCUAUGAA